AUGCUGCUGGGUGAGCAAGAUCAAUUCUUGUCCUACAACGGUGAAGUCCUUGUAUUUCAGUUGUCAAAACCAAAGCAUGCAGAGGAAGCAGAUGAUAAAACAAUGAAUUUAAGUGUCAGAAGGAUGGUGUUCAACAGAGACACUAAGCUGUUUGUUCAGAAGUCUUCUGGAGCAUUCAGCGUGGGAGCCAGUCACUCAAAAAUUGAAAUGAUUUCUUGUAGCUGCACAACAGAUUCCAGAACAGGGAUUAUUCUUCCCUGCAUUUUGAUGAAGAAGAAAAAACGGAACAGUAUCAAGUACUUUUUAUUGUUGCUUCACAGUUCUAACCAAUUUGAGCCAUCCUUUUAUUUUAAAUUGGACUAUGAGCUGAAAGAAGACAUCAGGUUGUUUGCUGGCCCAUCACUGCUGUGGAGACAUGACAACAAGCUGUUCUACAUCUCUUCCAGCACCUGUGUGGUUCAAAGUGCCCCCGUUCAUCUUUCUUGUGUGGUGUGGACAGGUGAAAUUGUGGGUGAAGGCACUGUUGUCUUAGGGAUAAGAACUGCUUGCCUGCCAGAGACUGAAGUCCCAGAUGGGUUUUCUGUUUCAGACAGAGCCAUCUGGGGCAGUGAGUUCUUUGGGUAUGCAAUUCAAUCACAGAAGUUUCUGAGUGGCACGUGCUUCAUGCCUCAUGCCUACAGCAGAGUGGUGUCUUCUGUCCAUGUCUGCAGGAGUGAGAGACUGAGGAGACAGCUCAGAAUAUCACUUGUGGCCAUAACCCACAAGAACCAGCUCGUUUGGUUCCAAAAUGGUGCCCCUAAAGGUGUUUGUGACCUUCCUUAUGAAAAGCCAUGUUCAGUAACACCAGCUCUAACCAGCAGCAGAGAUUUGCUAUUUGCUGUGUCUUUUGCCUCUGGAAAUAGCUGUGUUGUACAGAGGAGAGACAGCUUACAGGUGGCUUCCAAAUGGCAAAAAGUGAAGUGUGUUCUGGUGGAUGAUUUUAUUGGCUCUGGAAGUGAGCAGCUGUUACUGCUUUUUAAGGAUGACUCCAAUACUGACGUGUUAAGUACAUUCAAAAUAACAGAUCUUGGGGAGGUCAACUAUGCAAGUGAUAUCAAUUAUAAACAUGAUGUUCCUGCUGCAGAAGGAUUGCAAGAGAAUGGUUUGCUUACUGUCCGAGCCCUUGAAACAAGAUUACAGGCUGGUUGGACUUCUGUUCGAGAGCUGCAGCAGCAUUUAGGACUCCAGAAGAGGGUUAUUCUUGAGUCUUGCAGAGCAUUAAUAGAUCUUGUUGAAGAAAGACCCCAUAUUCUACCAAACUCAAAAGAGGAAGGCCUUGUCUCUCUCUGGGAUGAUGUAGAAAAUCCUCCUGAUUCUCUUAGUAAAGAGACACCAUCGGCAUCUGAAGCCCCAGAGCACUUCACAGAGGAAUUGUGGCAGCGUGUUGUGGGAGACAGCCUGGUAGUUGGAGUAAAACUAACUGAAUCAUUUUAUUUGUCACUGAGUGAUGUCAGUUUAUCUCUAGUGAUGGAUCAAGACUUCUCUUCGAUUUCUCCAAUUAUCAAGUGUCAAAGUAAAAUCAUCAAGCUGAACAAAGCCUUCUCAGCAUUGGCAGUCUCCCCAGGUCAAAUUGAACCUCCUCCAAAAAAGAUGAAAUUGGACUUGCAUAGCAAGAAUGAUCUGAGAAAAGAAUUUCCUAAGAGAUCUUCAAGGAUUCAGCUGGAUGGAGCAAAGACAGUCACUGCUGUCACCAGCCUUUCACCACUACUGGCAUUUCAUCGUGUGUGCUGUGUGGUUCUUCUGCAUGCCAGGAAGCAAAACCAUCAGAAUGAUGAUUUACAGCAGAGCAAAAAGAUUACUGUACUCUGUGGGAAAAUUUUGUUAAGUCUGGAAGAUAUUUCAAAUGGCAGAUACUCAAUAAAGAUGCUCAGGGAUAAUAGUUACUGUACAGGUUCCAUGGAAGAUAUACUUGCUGUCCUUGCAGUGUCUGUCAGAUUCUCCUUUCAGAUUGUGUCUUGUGACUGCACACUGACUCCAGUCAGUUCAUGGUUACUGGGAGAAAUGGAGUGCACACCAUUUAAGGAAUGCCAGGACAACAUAUUCUGUCAUAAAGCAGGAAAUGUCCAUGGUACAAUUUUUAAUUGGGCCCUGAAUAAUCCAUUUGAAGGAGUUCUAACAAUAUUUUGCAGAAAUCUGACUGUCUUGUUCCAGUGCCUUCACAGCCUCACUAGAGUUCUCCCUCCAAGCUGCAGUGUAAAACUCCUGAGAUCUGGAAGCAAAGCAGUACUUGCUGAACAGUUAGCACUGGCUCUGGAAAAGGAAAUGCUCACCUUGAAGAAUUCUCUUUUCUUAAAAGAAACUAAAGCUGGAAACAGUUUGACAUGGGGGAAUGAGUUUGGCAAGAAAAUCAAUAAUGCUCCUCUGGCUUCUUUACUGGACACUGACGAAGGAGUCCAGCAAUUCAGAAAGAAGCUUCAGAAGGAGAGGGAAGAGAGUGUGCAAAGUAUGAACCAAACACUGAAUGGUGCCCUGUACCAGAAAACUGCUUUGAAAAUAGCAGAAGCUCAGCUCAGUUCAGAUAUGAUUGUGUGGAGACUGGCCAAGUCCUAGAAACCAUU
Melozone crissalis (California towhee) is the source of this 2597-nucleotide messenger RNA. It is a transcript of the gene FANCB, whose product is annotated as FA complementation group B. NCBI's taxonomy places the organism in Eukaryota, Metazoa, Chordata, Aves, Passeriformes, Passerellidae. Gene Ontology annotation, cellular component: Fanconi anaemia nuclear complex. The record is from RefSeq and is a predicted model, not a curated record. Gene Ontology annotation, biological process: replication-born double-strand break repair via sister chromatid exchange; positive regulation of double-strand break repair via homologous recombination; interstrand cross-link repair. The transcript has 8 exons. The coding region runs from base 1 to 2589 and encodes 862 amino acids.